Messenger RNA from Triplophysa dalaica, 1113 nucleotides. It is a transcript of the gene haus2, whose product is annotated as HAUS augmin like complex subunit 2. Gene Ontology annotation, biological process: centrosome cycle; microtubule nucleation; spindle assembly. Lineage: Eukaryota; Metazoa; Chordata; Actinopteri; Cypriniformes; Nemacheilidae. Gene Ontology annotation, cellular component: mitotic spindle microtubule; centrosome; HAUS complex. The coding region runs from base 148 to 768 and encodes 206 amino acids. The transcript is spliced from 7 exons. The record is from RefSeq and is a predicted model, not a curated record.
CAUUGCGCAUUGCGCAGUUCUGCUGCGCAGACAGGAAGUUUAAUGAGCGUAUUCAAAGAGGCGGGUAGAUUGAAAACUUACUUGACUUUUUGAAGGUGUAUCAUAUUUAGACUAAACACGUUACAUUCAGGUUUGGGAACACGUGUUAUGAAUCCGUGGGACCCCAAUAUUUACACAGUAACACCUGCUGCUAAGAUUUUAGCCAGAUGUGUAGCCAAAGGCACCAUGACACAGGAGGAACUUAAAGCUGUUCCACAAGAGUCUGAAGUUUUUUCUUCAUCUUUACUUGAGGUUGACCAGCUGAACAGAAUCAAACAAGAUCUUGAUCAGACAAAUUUGGAUUUAGACUUGCUGAAGUUGGAAAGAGAUGGAGCGGAUGUAACUCACAGCCAUUAUCUCAGCCAAAGAUUUUCUUCCUUGCAACAGUUCACAUCUCACCUUCAGGAUGUUUUGCGAGAACAGACAGUCCUGCGAGAACGACUCACGAAACCAUUGUGUCAGCAGAAUCUGCCCAUUCAGGCUGAUCUUAAGAGAUAUGUGGUAGAACUGAUGGGGAUGGUAGUGGAGUUCAUUCAGAACUUGGAAGUAAAAAUUAAGAUGGUUCGAGCAAUUCCAACCACUGAGGAUUCCCUGAGCAGUUUGAAUAAUGGCAUGACUCAACUACUGGCUCAGGUCACUGAAGUUGAGAAUCUGUACAAGCAAGUUCUUAAGAGACGGAGUCAGCCACAGAUCAACGAUGAAGAUGGGUCAGUUGAUAAAGCAUAUUAAAAAAUUAUGAUAAUGUUUAGUUAAACCUACUUUAUGUUUAGCAAACUAAUGGUCAUCCGGGUUUGUCUAAACAUUUUUUAAAUAAAUAAUUGCAAGACUGUUGUCAAGAUGAACAGUUGACUGCAGUUGUUUUUGCUUUCCAUUUAUUUUUUAUUUCCCUUUAUCUUUAUUUGUUUUCAUAUGUUUCUCUUAUGGCUGCCUUGUGUUCACUAAUAAGUAUCGUUGACAUCCUACAGUGUCUGUUGAUAUAUCUACACAGUAUGUAAAUAAGUCUAUGGUCUUUCAACUUGUGCAUUGUGUAAGUAUUUGUUGAUUUUAAAUAAAUGUUCUAAUUACAUCAUUUCA